Molecule: messenger RNA, 1449 nt
Organism: Aspergillus alliaceus
Lineage: Eukaryota; Fungi; Ascomycota; Eurotiomycetes; Eurotiales; Aspergillaceae
Product: zinc-dependent alcohol dehydrogenase
Exons: 3
Coding region: 219-1313 (364 amino acids)
Molecular function (GO): oxidoreductase activity
Source: RefSeq, a predicted model, not a curated record
AAGCAAGUUUAUCAGUACCCCUGUUGAUAUAACGCACAGAAUGAACCGAAGUCGAAGCCGAGGUGCCGAUACGAGUUUGGUUUAUGAAUAGCCGUGGUAAGGGCUUUUACCCCUCACUUGAAGUUCUUUAGACAGGUAGCUACUUCUUGUUCUUUUCCCCAGAUUUAUUUGUUGUGAAGUGUAAAUCCACUCCUGUAUAUAGAACAAUACUACCCAACAUGACUGUUCCAACUAUCCCAACACAGCAACGCGCUGCUGUUCGUCAAGGGGAGGGUGAAUCCGCUACCACGGCUAUCAAGAACAUCGACGUCGAAAAGCCCGGUCCUGGCCAAAUCCUGGUGAAAAUCAAUUGGACUGGCGUGUGCGGCUCCGACAAGUCCCUCCUGCACGACGACUGGAAGGGUUUCGGCGUGAGUAUGUUACCCCAGAGUCAUGGAAUCGCAGGACACGAAGGGGCCGGCGUUGUUGUUGCUGUUGGGGAGGGUAUGCAGAAGCGGUGGAAGAUCGGAGACCGGGCGGGAAUUAAGUGGAUUGCGAGCACCUGUGGUGAAUGCGAGUUCUGCUUGAAUGGUAAUGACGAGGUUCAUUGCGAGAAGCAGAUUAAUAGUGGCUUUUCCGCACCAGGGACGUUCCAGGAAUAUUGUCUAGUCGAUGGGAGGUAUACCUCGAAGAUUCCGGAUGGGGUGACGGAUGAAGAAGCCGGGCCGAUCAUGUGUGGGGGAGUGACUGCUUAUACGGCUUGUAAACGAUCCGCCGUCAAACCAGGACAAUGGCUCGUUCUCCCCGGAGCUGGGGGUGGACUGGGUCACCUGGCUAUUCAGUAUGCACGAGCAAUGGGCAUGAGAGUCAUCGCUAUUGAUGGGGGAGAUGAGAAGCGAGAUCUCUGCCAGAAACUUGGAGCUGAAGCAUACAUCGAUUUCCUGAAAUUCAAAGCCCCCGCAGACCUCAAGGACGAGAUCAUGAAGAUCACGAAGCACGGCGCGCACGGCGUGAUCGUGACGGCUGCCAAUAAGACCGUCUACGAGUGGGGACCCAUGUACCUCCGUCCCGGUGGUACGAUGGUUGUGGUAGGUCUUCCCAAAGACCCUGCCAUUCUUGCAGGUGCUCCGCCGCUCGUCAUAGCGUUAAGACGGUUGAAUAUCGUCGGGAACAUCACCGGCAGCUUGAAAGAUGUAGAGGAAGCACUUGAUUUUACGGCGCGGGGUAUUGUCCACCCAAUCCUGUCCAAGGGAAAAUUAGAGGAUCUGGAUUCGUGGGUGGAAAAGCUGAAGACUGGUCAGGUGGCCGGUCGUGCUGUAUUGCAAGUGGCAUAGGCAGUCAAAUGAGGCUAUUUAGCACAUUCUAAUAACAUUCGAUCAGUCCAAGAAACUGAACUUUGACGUGAACUUACAAUAUAACCAGUAUGGCCCAGACCCAUAAUUGGAUAAUCCGUGCGCCGUCGGCGACUCA